Messenger RNA from Nelumbo nucifera (sacred lotus), 2081 nucleotides. RefSeq names its product inositol 1,3,4-trisphosphate 5/6-kinase 4 (gene ITPK4). The record is from RefSeq and is a predicted model, not a curated record. Gene Ontology annotation, molecular function: magnesium ion binding; inositol-1,3,4-trisphosphate 6-kinase activity; inositol-3,4,5,6-tetrakisphosphate 1-kinase activity. Gene Ontology annotation, cellular component: cytoplasm. Gene Ontology annotation, biological process: inositol trisphosphate metabolic process. Lineage: Eukaryota; Viridiplantae; Streptophyta; Magnoliopsida; Proteales; Nelumbonaceae.
AUACGAUUGGUCCUUGUUUUCCACCUUCUUUGUGCGCAACCUGAAUGCCAAGGGAAACCUGCUCGGCAUUCGGGUUGGGAUGCCUGGUCUGCAUUUGGGUUUCUAUAUUGUGAUGGUGCAAAUAUGGUUGGAAAACAUGUUCUGCAUUAAGCUUCUUCCCAUUGGUGGAAAUCAUGUUUGGUCUGAGAACUCCAAACUUUGGAUUUUUAUUUUAUUUUUGGUUGUCGUUGACGACCAGGGAGAAUACGCACAGCGCUUGUUAACUCUUAACUCGGGGGCGAACAACAGACAAUCGAAGGAGAACAGAAUGGCUGCCGUACGAGGAGUUCUCCUGGAUGAGUAUGUUCUCGUCCGUGAAGACGGCAAUGGAAAUAUUUCCCUCCAAUCUGGAGCAGAGGGUCUGCUUCGUAGACUGCAGUAUUCCAAGCUUCGUACGGGAAUUUCUUAUGGAAAGGGUGUCUCAGACCAAAAGGGGACCUUUGUCAAAAAGAUGGCAACACUAUACUCAAUGGAUUGCUUCUUGCUGGAUGUAUCUUGCGUGGAUGAUUCUCUUAAUGAGAUCUUGCUAGCUUGGGGUGAUGAUGGAGGGAGUUUUCUUUACGUAACUUGUAGCAAGGAUGAUGACCUCUUUCUUAAACUGAGCAAUCAUGGCUGGGUGACUGUUUUUAAAUGUCCUGAAGGUGGUGCUGUGCCAGAAAAUUUGAGAAUGAUGUUUAUUAAUAAGCUGGAAGAGUUGCUUAUUAGUUUGUGCCGUUUCAAUAAGGCUAUCGGUGAUGGUGCUUUGACAAUUGGUUAUGUUAUGAAACCUUCUCGUGAAGAAGAUUUUGCCAAGCGAGGAGCCUUCCCAAUGUGUCAUACUCAAAAUGGCUUGAGAUUUGUUCCUCUGACAUUUGAUCUUCCUUUAGCAUCUCAACUACAAGAGGUUGACGUGGUUCUUCAUAAAGCAACUGAUGAAAUAGUCACCAUUGAGUUGGGAAGUUCUUCAGAAUUUUCUUACAAAGUUUGUUACUCUAAGGGCAUGCAAGAGCUAGAAAGGUAUUUCCAAGAUCACCCAGACUGUUGUGUAAUUGACCCACUUAAUAACAUAUACCCUGUAUUGGAUCGGCUAAAGAUCCAGAAGAUUCUACUUGGGUUGGAGGAUCUCAACACAGAAGGUCGCUGUAAAAUAAGGGGCCCACAUUUUCUAAAGGUUGAUCAUUUUAAUGAUCAUAGUUUAGCAGAACAGCUUUCUGAAGCCAAACUAUGUCUUCCAUGUAUUGCGAAACCUCAAGUUGCUUGUGGUGUAACUGAUGCCCAUAGUAUGGCAAUUGUCUUCAGAGCUGAAGAUUUUAGAAACUUGAGUGUCCCUCUUCCAGCUAUUAUUCAGGAAUAUGUGGAUCAUUCAUCUGUGCUGUUCAAAUUUUAUGUAUUGGGCAACAAAGUUUUCCAUGCUGUAAAGAUAUCAACACCAAAUUCUGAUGUGCUGUUGUCAUCAUCUGAGAAGAAUGGACUCAAACCUAUUGUCUUUGACAGUUUGAAAUCUCUACCCACUGCUAAAAAGGAUCUUUCUGGGGAAACAAUUCAGUCCAAGGAUGACAGUCCUCUUGAUAUAGAAUUAGUGAAAGAUGCUGCAAAUUGGCUCAAGAGAACUCUAGAUCUCACCAUCUUUGGGUUUGAUGUUGUGAUUCAAGAAGGCAGCAGAGACCAUGUUAUCGUGGAUAUAAACUACCUUCCUUCAUUCAAGGAAGUACCCAAUGAUGUUGCUAUACCGGCCUUUUGGGAUGCUAUCAGGAACUCGUAUGAAUCAAGAAAGGCAAAGUUAGAAUCAGCUUGCUCCUCUUAAUGCCGAUUAGAUGUUUUUGCAAGUUUUUACAAUGUACCCAUUGACAAAGAGUUGGAAUAAGAUGAAAUCAGACAUACUUGGCUUGUGAACGUUUAUAGACAUUGUGUUGAUGCAGGACAAAGUAAUCAGUAUUGGAAUUUUCUGAGUUAUUUAUUUAUUUAGUUUUGUAUUUUUGAGCAGUAAGCAAGGUUUAAAAUAUUGAUACAAUAUGUUCAAAAUAUGGUGCAUCGCCCCACUAAUUGAUGAUUGCAAAAGUUUA